This is a messenger RNA of Cryptomeria japonica (Japanese cedar), 2800 nucleotides long. Its product is annotated as probable lysophospholipase BODYGUARD 1. Lineage: Eukaryota; Viridiplantae; Streptophyta; Pinopsida; Cupressales; Cupressaceae. The coding region runs from base 918 to 2435 and encodes 505 amino acids. The transcript has 4 exons. The record is from RefSeq and is a predicted model, not a curated record.
GAUUUAAGUAGGAGAUAGUUGGAGGAGGGCUCAACCACUACCUACUCCCUAUAAUACCAGUGAGAAGUAAUGAAUGUAUCUCAGGCAAUUAAAUUCAAAAUCGGUUUUAUUCUACGUGGCAUGAAAAAUCUCCGGUUUACCAGCUCUCCAUAAAUAAGAACGUUUCAUCCAUGUUAACACGCAUUAAGGCCCUUGGCUAAAAUCUGUCAACCAAGCAAGAAAACUGUGUCUUGUAUUGCUAAAGGACGCCAACCAGAGAAUUUUGCCACCAAAGAAUUUACACACUCAAAACUAUACGACUCGUUAAGGGUAUAUCUUGAAGUUUUGGGAAGUUUUUCGUUAGUAUCAAUGUUGUGGUAGUAUUGGGUAGGAGGCGUUCUAGUGGUCUAUUUGUUAUAACUAUGGGGAGUGGGGGUAAUAAGGUAGAUUGUGAUAUUUAAGAUCUCAUGGAGGAUUUGUAAUUCCGAUCUGCAGAUGUGAGGAAAGAUUGCAUUUUUUGGGGGGUGGGUUUGGAUUGUGGAUUCACAUUUUAAGGAGGAAAGAUUGUAGUUUUUUUUUUUGGUUUCCUUAGAUUGUGGAUUCACAUUUUGAGGAGGAGAUUUUGUAGUGGGUAAUGACAGCUUUUAGUGCACAUUUCGAAGAUUUUUGUGCUUGUCUGAGAUGUUUUGGACGUUGUGUUGUCUUUCUGAAGGUUUUAGAUGUUGUGUAAAAUCAGUUUUUGGGCGUUCAGAGAUGGUAUGAAGAGACCAUAGAUGUUUCCAAGGCCAAAUUUGGGUUCUUGUCGAUAACAUUUGUGUUCUUGUUGACAGAAUUUGAGGUGGUAUCAGAUGUUUCCUAGGGCUGGAUUGAACUGGGUUUGGUAGGAGACGGGCCAUUUGAAGAUAUUUUGUGUGAAAUUGAAUUGGGUGCCUAUAAAUAUGUUUGUCAGGCAGAACAAAAUGGGAAGAAGGUUGGUGGGGUUGCUGCAAAUGGCCCUUAUCAUGGUGGGCAGAGUUGUGGUGUACAUUGUGAGUUACAUUGUGUUUGGUGUUCUUGAUCUUCUUGAUCCUGUUCUGUGUGUUGUUUACAAGAUGAUUGAUUAUCUUGUGGAGGCGGAGUGGAAGCCAUGCUACUGCUUCUCUACACAGGAGGAUUGCAGUAGCAGGAGCAGGAGGAGCAUUCUGGUGAAUUCUCCAGAAGGGAAGACCAAGAUUGUGUGCCAUUGCCUUACAAAGGUCCAAAUGGAGGACAUCUCUGAUACACUGUACUCAAGGAAGCCUUUGUUCAGAGAGCUUGUGAUGUCUACUGUGUUUUGUAUCAAGAAGUUGAGAGUUUUCAAGGCCAAUCCUGCAGCAGUGCUGAACCCUAAUAACCAGAGGCUGAGGACUGCUACUUUGAAGCCUGCUUUUGCUGUCAAUUCUUCCACCAUUGUUGAAAGCCUUCAAGGUCACAAGGGGCAGCUGCAGGCACCUGUUAGUCCAAGAUGGUCUGACUGUGAUUGCCCCACCUGUGCCUCCUGGCAUUCCUCCUGCAAGGAAACCUUGUUUUUUACAGUUGAAGGCAAAGGUUCAGAAAUUUUCGACGUUCCCCAGGAUAACAAGCAUUUCAAAGCAGGUGCCUCCGACGUAAUAUUUAUUCACGGAUUUAUUUCCUCGUCAACUUUCUGGACGGAAACGGUUUUUCCCAACUUCUCGGAGUUGACCAAGUCAAAAUACCGGCUGUUCGCCGUUGACCUUCUGGGCUUUGGUCGGAGCCCCAAGCCCACCGACAGUCUUUACACUCUGACGGAACACGUGGACAUGAUCGAGCGGUCCAUAAUGCGGCCUCAUCGAAUCAAAUCCUUCCACGUCGUAGCGCAUUCUCUGGGCUGUAUUAUUGCUCUCGCCUUGGCGGCUCGAUAUCCUGGCGCAGUCAGUUCCCUAACGCUCUUAGCGCCGCCAUAUUUUCCAGUACCCUGUGGUGUUGAAGGGAGUGAUUUUGUUCUGAGACAGCUGGCACCGAAGAAAGUAUGGCCACCCAUUGCCUUUGGGGCUUCCAUUGCUUCCUGGUAUGAACAUGUUAGUAGGACUGUGUGUUUGCUCAUCUGCAAGCAACACCGUUUCUGGGACUUCAUUGCUAGGCAGAUCACAAGGAACAGAAUAAGGACAUUUCUAAUUGAUGGAUUCAUGUGCCACACUCACCAUGCUGCAUGGCACACCCUCCACAAUGUAAUAUGUGGGACUGCAAACAAAAUGGAUGCCUACUUAGAUUUGGUGAGAAAGCAAGAAGCAUGUAAGGUGACAGUCUUCCAUGGUAGGGAUGAUGAAUUGCUUCCUGCCAAAUGUAGUGAAGAUCUCAAGUGCAAGAUUCCUCGAGCUCGAGUUAAAAUUAUUGAGAAAACCGAUCAUAUUACAAUAGUUGUUGGUAGACAAAAAAUAUUUGCUAGAGAAUUAGAAGAAAUAUGGAAAGAAAAAUAAAAUGAAGAAGAGAACUAAUGAAAGAUUUUAUCAAAGAUAAUUUCUAGAUUAUAGUCUUAAUAUUGGAAGAGAUCAUUAAAAGAUAUAAUGAAUUCUUCUAAUACUAUAUUCUUAUAUCUGUUGCAAAAUGGUGGUGGUGUUGUAGAAGAUGUGUGAAGGAUCAUUCAUCUUGCAUUGCUUUUCAUUGUUUAUAGGUUUUGAAAGAAGUCAUAUUUAAAGUUUAAGAAUUAGGGUUUAUGUUUGGUUUCUCCAAACCAAACCCAUUGAAUGUGAGUAGUUAUAUCUUGGAGACUACUUUCCAUAAUAAAUUGUAUUGAUAUCAAAGACAAUCAAUUAUUUAGUGGAUCUUAUGUUUUCUUUUCUUA